Molecule: messenger RNA, 761 nt
Organism: Vanrija pseudolonga
Lineage: Eukaryota; Fungi; Basidiomycota; Tremellomycetes; Trichosporonales; Trichosporonaceae
Exons: 2
Coding region: 9-761 (250 amino acids)
Source: RefSeq, a predicted model, not a curated record
CAACGCCCAUGUCGCCGCCGCCCGACGUCGCUGGGCCCAGCACCGCCGCCGGGCCGAGCAACGCUGGCCCCGCGCCCUACGCUACCAUCGAGGCCGAGUGGCGCGCCGCUGCGUUCGCUUACGCGCCGGAAUAUCGCGAUUGCCUGCUUGGCGCUGUGUGUGUCGGGAUCGUUGAUCCAAGGGGAGCCCCACCCACCCUCCGCUCGAGCCUCACCGCCCUCCCAGUACACUCGCACACGGCCAUCGUCGGCCUGCUGGACGACCUCGACGCCGACGACGACGCGCCAACGCCGCCGCCAGCAAAGCCAAUACUCCGCGCCGCGCCGCGCCGCGUUACCUUCUCCGAGCCUGCCGUGCCGAGGCGCGCGCCGCCGCCUGUGCCAUUAGACCUUCAGUCGUCGUUCCGCAGCCCGGAGAAGAGGCAACACCCCGCGUCGGCGUUCGACCCGGCGUCGUCUGCACGCCCAGCGUCCAUGGUCGACAGCGCGGCCGCGACCUCGACCUCGCCGCCCACCACAACGACCGCGACGCGCCCGGGCUUAUCACACCGCCCGCUGUCGUGGGCCGACGCGGCAACCGUCGCCAAGUGGCCGUGGGGCGCGCGCCGGGGCAGCGGAGCGAGCACGCCCACGAGCCCGGUGGGGCCGGUGACGCCUACCGCGGGGGUGUUCGUAUCCGAGGGCGAAGAGGAGGAGGGGAAGGGCAAGGAUGGGGGGAAGACUGGGGGGAAGGGAGACGGCGGGGGCAAGGAGGCGGCCUAG